Molecule: messenger RNA, 1023 nt
Organism: Selaginella moellendorffii
Lineage: Eukaryota; Viridiplantae; Streptophyta; Lycopodiopsida; Selaginellales; Selaginellaceae
Exons: 2
Coding region: 1-1023 (340 amino acids)
Cellular component (GO): membrane
Source: RefSeq, a predicted model, not a curated record
AUGGGUCUCUUGCCGGUGCUCGUCUACUACGCCUCGGUCUCGCGAUCGGGCGGGCGGGCGCUCGCGGAGUACAAGAACCGCUCCUCCUCGCGCGACCUCGCGCCCGUCGUCGUGGAAUGCCUCGAGCAGAUGCCGCCACUCCACAGCCGAUUCACGCUCACCAUCAAGCGCCGGAUCUUCUCGUGCCUCAUGGAGGGCGCCUUCACGUACUGCUGCAUCGUGGACGAGGCGCUGGGCAAGAGCGACGCUUUCGCAUUCCUGGAAGCCAUGCGAGACGAAUUCGUCGCGUUUCUCGACUCGCGGGGCCUCCGCAGCGACGGCGAGGGAUUGGAGUCCUUCGCGUCGGCCAUCAACAAGGAAUUCGGCGCCACCAUCAAGGUUCUCACGUUGCCCCUCAUUGGAGUGCCGCAGAAGGAGAUCGAUAGCUUGAGAGCUCAGGCCAGUCCGCGCGGCUCGUCCGUACCACCGGCGGCGCCCUCCGUACCAUACCGCGCGGAUGAGGGCGCCGCGAUGACCGACCCGUUGUACAGCGGUAGCGAGCGGUCCGACGGCGGGCCCGAGAUGGGGAGGUCGGGUAGCCGAGCUGUCCGCUCGUCACGGCACAAGAGGAUGAAUGGAAACCUUCACCAGCAGCAGCAGCAGGAGCCCAUCCAAGUCCAGCAUUUGCUAGCGAAUGGUAUCGGAGGUGACGAGGAGGAUGGUGGCGAUGAUCGAGGUGGCCGGAUCGAGGUGGUGGUGGAUCAACCGGGUAACAGCAGCUUCAAUGUGACCGCUCCGGCUGGCAACGCGAGGAACAACGAGGCCGGCGACUUGUAUCCCCACAGCAAGAGCUUUAGCAUCCGGGAGGCCGAGAACAAAUGGUGGAGGACUGUCAAGUUGGUGCUGCUGGUGGACGUAGCGAUAAACGAGCACAGUGGAGAGAAAGAACAAAAACAAAAACGAGUUUUACCUGUCAAGGGAGCGAUGACGACGAACUUGUUUGUUAAGCUUGUCAUCAACUCGGUGGACGGGGCGAACGGAUGA